Messenger RNA from Paramisgurnus dabryanus, 2181 nucleotides. The record is from RefSeq and is a predicted model, not a curated record. Lineage: Eukaryota; Metazoa; Chordata; Actinopteri; Cypriniformes; Cobitidae.
CACACACAGGCAGAUAUCUCCUUAUAGUCGCUGCUCACACUGAAGGGAGACGAAGCGGUGCACAGGUAAAAUGGAGAAAGUGUUAGGGCUCGCCGUGGUAUCCAGUAUUUUAUGUGUCGGCUCGGUUUUUGGAAAAUACGUCAGGGGUAUCGUGAAUACAAAAGAGGACUGGGUGUUUUUAACAAGGUUUUGCUUUUUAACUGAUUUCGGCCGAUUGGACUUUAGGUUCCGAUACCCCAAGUCCCGCUGCUGUCAGAACAUAUUGCUCUACUUUGAUGAAAGCUCUCAGUGGCCAGCUGUGUACAAGAGUACAGACAAGGACUGUUAUCAAAAAGAAUCCGUAUUGAGGCCCGAAAAUAACCAGGUCAUCAACCUGACCACCAGCUACACCUGGUCUGGCUGUGUGGUUGAAAGAGAGGGUAAUGAAGACAUGCUGAGUUGUGUAGGAGGUCGAAGUUUUCGUUCUGUAAGAGAGAGAUGGUGGUACAUUGCACUCAGCAAGUGCGGGGGAGAUGGGCUGCAGUUGGAAUAUGAAAUGACAUUAACCAAUGGACAGUCGUUUUGGACACAGCAUUUCUCUGCGGAUGAGUUUGGCAUCCUGGAGACCGACAUCACAUUCCUGGUUAUAUUUGCUGCUGUGUUUACACUGUCUUGUUACUUUGCUUAUAAUUUAAAGGGAAGACAGCUGCUCCAUACAACCUAUAAGAUGUUUAUGACUGCGGCUGGAGUCGAGGUGUUGAGCCUGCUCUUCUUUUGCAUUUACUGGGGCCUUUAUGCCAGAGACGGUGUUGGGAAUGGCAGUCUGAAGAUAUUAGGGAAAUUACUCUUCUCUGUAAGCUUCCUGAUUUUUCUGCUUAUGCUGAUUCUCUUGGGAAAGGGAUUUACAGUUACCAGGGCAAGAAUAAGCCACAGUGGAUCUGUAAAACUAUCCAUUUACAUGACAGUGUACACCAUCACCUACAUCAUUCUCUUUAUUUACGAAGCAGAGUUCUUUGAUCCAGGCGAGGUGCUUUACGCUUAUGACAGCCCUGCAGGGUAUGGUCUAAUGGGUCUGCAGCUUCUCGCAUACGUAUGGUUUUGCUAUGCUGUGUUGGUGUCCCUCAAACACUACCCUGAAAAACAACCUUUCUACAUCCCAUUCUUCACUGCGUACACUCUGUGGUUUUUCGCUGUACCUGUCAUGGCUCUGAUUGCCAACUUUGGCAUCUCUCGCUGGGCCAGGGAAAAGAUUGUGAAUGGCAUCCAACUUGGCAUUCAUCUCUAUGCUCAUGUUGUCUUUCUGGCCAUUACACGUCCAUCAGCAGCCAAUAAGAACUUCCCUUACCACGUACGGACGUCUCAGAUAGGGAUCCUUCUGUCCAGUCCUAAAGCCAUGGGGGCAGAGAGCUUCCCGCACCAUGCCUAUGGGAACAGCUCCUUCCUGGGAGAUUCUCAGCCAAACUUCACAGAACUCUUUUCCAUUCAUUCAGACCCUGUUAAGACGAUAGAUGAGUCGGUGACCCGGAAGGGACAGGAAGUGCCAAGGAACAGUGAGCAAAAGAUAAUCACAACAACAGCAGACCUGUCGUCCACAUUUACCGCUCUUCCUCCUCCCAUACCGCCACGUAGCUCCGCCCACUCCCCCCCUCCGCCUCGGUUAACGUCACACUUCACUGAGUAUUUUAGUAUGCAAGGGGCAGCAAGGAUGGGAUUCAAUGCCUAGAGGAGGCUGUAGGGGAAUGGGCAAAUAGAGAAGGGACACAUCUUAUAGGUGGAAAAGUGUUAAAUAUUUCAAUAGAUUAGGUUAAGGCAAGCGUGAAAAUGUGAAGCCAUUUUCAAAAAGUUACCAAAACAUCUGUACCUUCGAAUUUGUGAAGAGAAACGUGAGCUGCUUAAAUGAAUAGACAGGGAGAUAGAGAGGGCAGGAACCCGCUCACUCACCGCCUAUAAAAUAAGAAGCAAUAAAUAUUUCAGCGAGAGUCCAGAGAGUCAUUGGAGAGACAGAGAUAUAGGCAUUGCAAUAGAGUGACAGUAGACAAUGGUGAAUCUAGAGUAUAGUUAUUUAAAGCUUAAUGUGAAUAGGAUAGCGAUGUGUACAGUAACAGUACAGUACAAUGAACUCUUCACAUAUUUUUAAUGCUUCAUUCAUUUCAAGUGGUGCCGUUAAUGUGUUAAUUUACAUUACAUUUUACUAAAAAACAA